Messenger RNA from Closterium sp. NIES-65, 2481 nucleotides. NCBI's taxonomy places the organism in Eukaryota, Viridiplantae, Streptophyta, Zygnematophyceae, Desmidiales, Closteriaceae. The record is from the annotation of a GenBank genome assembly.
AUGUACAUCAUCCUCUUCUACCUAGUCACCCGUCUCCCUGACUCCCUUUCCUCAGUUAGGGACCACAUUCUCUCCCUUUGCCCCACCGAGCUCACCGUCGACCUGCUAGAGGAGCGCCCCACUGCAGCUGAGAAGAGUAUAGUUGAUGUAGGUGCUUCUCGCGGCGACCCUCGCGCCCCGUUCUUUGAGGGGUGUUCCCCCGUUCCCCUUCUGCCCUCUAUUGCUUCUGCUGCUGCUGUCGACCUCCUUGGCACUGAGGAGGUCGGGGCUGCAUCUGCUCCUAGUGGGAGGCGCCGCAGCAGCAAGGGCAAGGGGGGCAAGGGUGGUAGAGGGGACGGCGGGGGUGGCGGUGGUGGCAGUGGAGGAGGCAGAGGGGGUGGGGGUGGAAGCAAGGGUGGUGGCGGGAGUGGGGGCGUCGGUGGCGGCGGUGGAGGUGGUGGAGGCAGCGGCAGCGGUGGUGGAGGCAGCGGCUGCAGCGGUGGAGGCAGCAGCGGCGGCGGUGGAGGUGGCGAUGGCGGUGGUGCUGGUCGGGGUGGCGCUGCGGAGCGUGGAGGCUUUGGUGGUAGCCAGCGCCAGCAGCAGCCGCGUUCCCGCGAGACCCCAUUGCCCCAGCAGCUUCGUGAGUGGAACACGGGCUUGGGAGGUCUGGGGGUGCUGGUCCCUGCACUUACGUUCUCCGCACCGGCGGGCGCCGUGGGGAGACGUAUAGAGUCUGCUGCUCUAGGUGCUGGUGAGGCUGCUACUCUAGGUGCCAGUGAGUUUGCUUCUCCAGGUGCUGGUGAGUCAGCUCUCUCUGGUACUGCGCCUGCUGAGGCCUUGCACACCUUCACACUUGACUCAGCGCGCCGCUCCUUACUCCUCGUUUCCCCCAACGACUUCUCCCCUGCAGACCCUACACAUGGACGCGUCCGUGGACAGGACCGCGAGCGGUACUUUUUGCUGGUUGUUGACGACUACACGCGUUACACCACGGUCUUCCCCUUGCGCACCAAGGGUGAGGUCCCUGAUGUUUUGAUGCCCUGGAUACGCGCUGCCGAUCUCCAGCUCCGCGAGCGGUUCGGGACGGACAUUCCCGUCCUGCGUCUGCACGUAGACAGUCGUGGUGAGUUUGCCUCUGACUUUCUGCGGGACUUUUGUCGUGGGAAGGGCGUUUGCCAGACGUUCAAGCUCCCGGCCUCACCGCAGCAGAAUGGGAUUGCUGAGCGCCGCAUUGGCUUAGUCAUGGAGGUCGCUCGUACCUCCAUGGUCCAUGCGGCUGCCCCCCAUUUUCUGUGGCCAUUUGCGGUCCGCUACGCUGCGCAUCAGCUCAACCUUUGGCCCCGUAUCUCCUUGCCGGAGACCUCGCCCACACUGCGUUGGACGGGGAAGGUUGGCGAUGCAUCAGUGUUUCGGGGUCCUGCUCCCUCAGGUGUGUCCCACGUAGACGCUCUCGAGCCUGUCGAGGUAGCGGUUGACUCUAGUGCUGCUACUGGGGGUGGUGCUGCUGGGGGUGCUGAGCCUGAGCGUGCGGAGCUUGGGGGUGCUGAGCCUGGGCCUGGGGGUACUAAGCCUGGGGGUGCUGAACUUGGAGGUGCUGAGACUGUGGUGCUGAGUCUGCUGGAGUUCCUGCAGGUGCCUCGUCUCGGCGUGAACCUCUCUCUCCACCGCAGCUGCGCGAGUGGUUUGCUCGCCAUUGGAGACUCCAGCGAGGUGCUGGGGCUAGUGGUGCUCCCGGAGUUGGAGCUGGAGGCGCUAGUGUUGUUACUGCUAGAGGUGCUCCUGGAGCUUGAGCUGCUGGAGGUGCUGGAGCUGGUGGUGCUGCGGGAGUUGGAGCUGCAGACCUUGGAGCCGGGGGUACUUGUACUGUCUCUGCGGGUUCUGGAGGCACGCACCGGAUGGCGCUACGUCCUUCCACUGCGUGUCCCUCUGCCGUAUCCUCCUGCGUCCUCCCUUGCUGACGGUCCUGACCCGGAGUCUGACUCUCUUUGUGCUGCUAGUCCUACUAUCACGCGUCUCCUGGCCACUGUUGUCACUGACUCGUCGUUUGAGUCCACUGCUGCGUCUGCCCUAGUUGCUGAGCUUGUUGACUUUGCUGCCGCCUGUCUUCUAGACUACACCGCUAGUCUUGUUGCUGAGUCUGAGUCUGUCUGUCCUCCGUCCGUCGGGGGUGAGUAUGCUCUUAGCACGAACGUCCUUGAUGAGAGGCAGGAGGAGUUUGAGUGCUUUGCCGCUGCUGUACCUCAUCUCGUGUCCAUGCUAAUUGCCCCUGAGGGAGACCCGGAUGCACCAGACAUCCCGACCCCGCGCUCUUACGCAGAGGCGAUAGAGGGUCCCUACUCCUCUCAGUGGCAGACAGCCAUGGAUGCAGAGAUGGCUUCCUGGAAUUCCACAGGCACCUACGUCGAUGAGGUUCCCCCGCGUGGGGCGAACAUCGUCAGUGGCAUGUGGAUUUUCAGGGUGAAGCGCCUGCCGGGUUCUCCGCAUGUCUUGAAGGCGCGUUAA